Molecule: messenger RNA, 1060 nt
Organism: Rhizopus microsporus ATCC 52813
Lineage: Eukaryota; Fungi; Mucoromycota; Mucoromycetes; Mucorales; Rhizopodaceae
Exons: 7
Coding region: 144-929 (261 amino acids)
Biological process (GO): fungal-type cell wall biogenesis; (1->6)-beta-D-glucan biosynthetic process
Cellular component (GO): endoplasmic reticulum membrane
Source: RefSeq, a predicted model, not a curated record
GUUCAUGUUGUAUGGAGUAGAAAGAGAUAUUAUCAAUUUUAAAACUACGGGCUUUAGAAUGGCUGCACGUUGCACACACACACAUACACGCACAUAAACCUUUUUUUUUCUUUUUCCUUUCUGUGUUUCAUAUUUUAUCCAUAAUGAAGAUUUACACUGCUGCCUUGCUCUCUACUUUAGCAUCGGCCGUUCUCGCCUUUGAAAACACGGUACCCUGCCUUAUGUGGUCUCCCAAGGACUACAUUAAACCAGUGACCGAGGCCAGCAAUCAGCUUGUCAUCUCCAAUACCGAUGCAACUUUAAGAAUUCUUUCUUCUUUAUCUUCAGACAUUUGCUCUGCCAAAGUCAUUGCUUUAUUAGACCAACCCGAGGUUCAUAGCAACGAUUUUACUCGUUACGAUAACAAGCAUGCUUUCACUCAACUCAAGGAACACGCUAGUCAAGCUCAUUCUCGUUCUGAUAUUGAGUAUGUCACAGGUGGUGUUGAUGUUCAAGCAGUAGCUAAAAAGAUUGCUACCAAGUGUGAUGCUGCCAUUGCAACUUUGGAUGCUUCCACAAUCUCUGUUGAUGACUUCCCAGAACAAACUACACCCGUCGUUGCUAUUGUACCUCUUCCAAACACUAACAAUUUUGAAGGAAAUGAUGCCUUAUUAGGACGUUUCUUUCGAGUACUUGAGCAAAAGGUACAUGAUGACUAUGCCAUUAUCUACACAUCUAGCUCUACAAAGGCAGAUGAAGCUUUGACUCGUCGUGCCCCUUCUAAUACUAACUUACCCAUUUUUGCUAAAUACCAAUUAUUUACCCCUGGUAUCUUCAUGGUCCUUGGUGUUUCUAUUCUCUUCUUGUUUAUUGCCGGUACAGGCCUUACCUGGUUAAUGGGCAUUCAAACACCUGUUCGUAUGGAAGCAGUCAAACAAAAGAAAAACUAAGAAAGAGAAUGAAGAAAAAGAGAGAGAGAAAAAGAGACAUUUCUUUUUUUUUUUUAUUUACAUUCCCCCCUUCUCUUUUACAUGUAUAAAAAGUCUUUAUGUUUCGCUUUUUUCUUUCUUUUUUUUUCUAU